Molecule: messenger RNA, 874 nt
Organism: Drosophila melanogaster (fruit fly)
Lineage: Eukaryota; Metazoa; Arthropoda; Insecta; Diptera; Drosophilidae
Exons: 1
Coding region: 1-783 (260 amino acids)
Biological process (GO): proteolysis
Cellular component (GO): extracellular region
Molecular function (GO): peptidase activity; serine-type endopeptidase activity; hydrolase activity
Source: RefSeq, marked reviewed
AUGUCGCUACGUUUGGGUUUGUUUCUUUUGGCUGCACUUGGUGUGGUAAUUCUCACGGAUUCCGCCUCCAUAAGCACCCACAUUGUUGGUGGCGAUCAGGCGGACAUCGCUGACUUUCCGUACCAGGUGUCCGUUCGCCUGGAGACCUACAUGCUGCUCCACAUCUGCGGUGGUAGCAUCUAUGCACCACGGGUCGUCAUCACCGCCGCCCACUGCAUCAAGGGACGCUAUGCCUCGUACAUCCGGAUCGUGGCUGGUCAGAACUCGAUUGCCGAUCUGGAGGAGCAGGGUGUUAAGGUCAGCAAACUGAUCCCCCAUGCCGGCUACAAUAAGAAAACGUAUGUGAAUGAUAUCGGUUUGAUCAUCACUCGCGAGCCAUUGGAGUACUCAGCCCUGGUGCAACCCAUUGCUGUGGCCCUGGAGGCACCGCCGUCGGGUGCCCAGGCCGUUGUAAGUGGUUGGGGCAAGCGGGCUGAAGAUGAUGAAGCUCUGCCCGCCAUGCUGCGCGCCGUUGAGCUGCAGAUCAUCGAGAAGAGCACCUGCGGUGCCCAGUAUCUGACCAAGGACUACACGGUGACCGAUGAGAUGCUCUGCGCCGGCUAUCUGGAGGGCGGCAAGGACACCUGCAACGGCGAUUCCGGUGGACCCUUGGCCGUGGACGGAGUCCUGGUGGGUGUGGUGUCCUGGGGCGUGGGUUGCGGCAGGGAAGGAUUCCCGGGUGUCUACACCAGCGUCAAUUCCCAUAUCGAUUGGAUCGAAGAGCAGGCGGAGGCGUAUCUCUAAAAAUGUGGAUAGCUUCACAAGCACAACGCGAACAAAUAAAUCGAACAAAUUAUUAUUUUACCACAAUAAUAAAUAUGAAAUGAGCAUUUAG